Molecule: messenger RNA, 598 nt
Organism: Drosophila ananassae
Lineage: Eukaryota; Metazoa; Arthropoda; Insecta; Diptera; Drosophilidae
Product: C-type lectin 37Da
Exons: 2
Coding region: 1-546 (181 amino acids)
Biological process (GO): biological process involved in interspecies interaction between organisms
Cellular component (GO): external side of plasma membrane
Molecular function (GO): carbohydrate binding
Source: RefSeq, a predicted model, not a curated record
AUGUUGGCCAAGAUCGCACUCGUUUUUUCGGCGUAUGGAAUAUUUUCGGUAGUUGGAGCAUAUCAAGUAAUACAAUACCUGGAAAAUGGAGUGCCCGGCUACUUGAACAUAACCAUCGAUCCAUUUGUAAAUAUCGACGGUGGAUUCUAUUACAUUGAACCCGAAUCGAAAGUGAGCUGGUUUCAGGCUUUCGAGUCCUGUCGUCGAAUGAACGCAUAUCUAAUUGCGUUCGAAACCAUGGAAGAAUGGAAUCUAAUCAACCAAUACCUGUGGAAUCAUAAUAUCAGCGAUUUAUAUUGGACUUCGGGUGUGGACUUGGCGAUUGAAGGAAAGCACGGAUGGUUCUCAAUCGGGGAGCCCAUACAACUAAAUAUUUGGGGCUCAGGAGAACCGAAUAAUAUGGAUGGAGUUGAGCACUGCGACGAGCUGGGUUACGAUGGGAAUUCGACUAAUUAUAAGGUAUUGAACGAUAUACAGUGCGAUGAGCAGAGAUUGUUUAUUUGUGAGACCCAUGAACCCAAAACCGCAUCGGUUGUAGUUUUCUAGACUUGAUCAUAACAUGAUACGAAAUUCCUUUGCCAUUCCAGAAUAAAUAUAU